GGUGAGGGGAAUGACACUUAAUUAUGACGUUAUGAACAACCAGAAUCUAAGAUAUGAAACCUUUAAAGAUACUGUUAUUAAUUUUGUUAAAAAUGGUGAUCGUGACCCUAUAUGUGUAAUCUACCCCAAUUUUUUACGCCCUUCAGUUGUAAAUAGUUCCGUUACCUCCCAACCCUUUCAUAAAAUGUAUAAACCUUUUGUCGGCAAGGGCAUCAUUCGCCCGAGCGAUUUCUCUGUUUUAAAUUUCGGCUAUGUAUCACAAUGA
This is a messenger RNA of Meloidogyne enterolobii, 265 nucleotides long. The record is from the annotation of a GenBank genome assembly. Lineage: Eukaryota; Metazoa; Nematoda; Chromadorea; Rhabditida; Meloidogynidae.